Molecule: messenger RNA, 825 nt
Organism: Chenopodium quinoa (quinoa)
Lineage: Eukaryota; Viridiplantae; Streptophyta; Magnoliopsida; Caryophyllales; Amaranthaceae
Exons: 2
Coding region: 1-825 (274 amino acids)
Source: RefSeq, a predicted model, not a curated record
AUGGCCGUAAGUGACAAGAAAUGCAAUGAAGUGAUGACUCAUAAUAAGAUGCUUGAAAACCAAAUUUCUCACCUUGCUAAUGCUUUGAAAUACCAUGCUAGUCCUUAUUCUUUACCUUCCCAAGGCUUAGAUCCCAAGAGACCCGUGAAUGCUAUUGUUACAAGGAGUGGUAAGGUUCUUGAGGAUAAUUUGCCUAGGAAGAGUGGAAUUAUGGAGAGUUCUAAGGAGGUCUUGGUAGAGGAUGAGAGAAAUGGUGCAUCUUUAAGUGAGGUUGUGAUUAAGACACCUAGAGAGCAACUUCAUCUUUCUCUACCUUUUACAAAAGUUGUUACCCAAAUGCCCAACUAUGAAAAAUUCCUCAAUGACAUUUUGAGUAGUAGGAGGUCUUGUGAUGUGGUGGAGACAUUCAACUUGAUUGAGAAUUGUAGUGCAAUCAUAAUGAACAAGAUGCCACCCAAGUUAAAAGAUCUUGGAAACUUCUCUAUCCCUUGUGCCAUUUACAAGAUGCAAAUUGAUAAUGCCUUAUGUGACUUAGGAGCUAGUGUUAGCUUAAUGCCAUAUUCAAUUUAUCAAAGACUUGAGUUAGGAGAACUUAUGCCUUCUAAGAUUACCUUGCAAUUGGCCGGUAGGUCAAUUAAGAUUUCCAUGGGGAAGGUUGAGGAUGUUCCUUUGAGAGUAGGAAAGUUUGUAAUUUCGGUAGAUUUUGUGGUGCUUGAAAUGGAUGAAGAUGCUACUAUUCCCAUUAUUAUUGGUAGACCUUUUCUUGCUGCCUCGGGUGCUAUGAUUUAUGUUAAGAGUGCAAAGAUUUCACUAAAGGUAGGAUAA